This is a messenger RNA of Nematocida major, 630 nucleotides long. RefSeq names its product 6-phosphogluconolactonase. Bases 1 to 630 code for a protein of 209 amino acids. The transcript has a single exon. The record is from RefSeq and is a predicted model, not a curated record. Gene Ontology annotation, biological process: carbohydrate metabolic process. Lineage: Eukaryota; Fungi; Microsporidia.
AUGAAAACAAAGCUAGCUGUGAGCAACCUAGAAACAGUGGUGUAUAAGGAGCUCCUUGUGUACAGUGAAAAGCCCCUGACCCUUUUGAUUUCUGGAGGGUCUAUACUCAGAAUACUGGAAUGCGCCACUAUUAGCCAGCUGGACAAGAAAGAGUGGACCGUUUUCUUCGCAGACGAGCGUCUUGUUCCGCUUGCAGACCCUCUCAGCAACUACAAGGACGCUGAAAGGUUCCUGCAGGGCGUUGGGACUGUGCACCCCUACAAUACAGCACUCUCUCGCGAGGAAAUGGUUGGCGAGUACAAAGAGCUUCUCCAGAACGCGAAGGUGGAUCUGGCCUUUCUGGGGAUAGGCGAGGACGGGCACAUUGCCUCCAUAUUCCCGGAGUCGCCGACUAUUGACUCAACGGACAUUGUGACCGUUAUAACGGACUCCCCAAAACCGCCGUCAGAAAGAGUCACAGUAACCCCCAGGCUGCUUACAAUGAUAAAGCGCAUAGUUUUCCUGAUCCCCAGGCUCCCAAACGGCCUGAUUAAAAACGUGUCUGAGCCGCACUUUUCGAUUCUCUCGAGAGUGAACACAGACAUAGUAAUUGCCAGCAUAGACCCCCUUACAGAACCAAGCACAGGAUAG